Messenger RNA from Arabidopsis arenosa, 1219 nucleotides. NCBI's taxonomy places the organism in Eukaryota, Viridiplantae, Streptophyta, Magnoliopsida, Brassicales, Brassicaceae. The record is from the annotation of a GenBank genome assembly.
GUCACCUUCUCAACGGUCACUCCGGUGGUCAGCGGCAGCGACACUCGAGGCUACGCUCGCUUGGCAUUCACGCGCCGCCGUGUAACGCCAUCGCCGAAUGCUCGGAAGAGACUAUUGAGAAUUUCGGCGAAAGCGUCGACGAAGAAUGCUAUGGAGUUCAGGAAAUUAGGAGAUUCCGAUCUUAACAUCAGCGAAGUUACUAUGGGCACUAUGACAUUUGGGGAGCAAAAAUACUGAGAAAGAAUCUCAUGAGAUGCUGAGUUAUGCAAUUGAAGAGGGCAUCAAUUGCAUUGACACUGCUGAAGCUUCUCCCAUACCGAUGAAGAAGGCGACCCAAGGAAAAACGGAUCUUUAUAUCAGUAGCUGGUUGAAGUCUCAGCAACGUGACAAGAUAGUUUUGGCAACUAAAGUAUGUGGGUACUCAGAAAGAUCAUCUUACAUUAGGGACAGUGGUGAGGUUCUGCGUGUAGAUGCUGCUAAUAUCAAAGAAAGUGUUGAGAAAAGUCUUAAGCGCCUUGGAACUGAUUACAUUGAUUUGCUUCAAAUACACUGGCCAGAUCGAUACGUACCACUCUUCGAUGAGGGAAAGGUUCGCUACAUUGGUGUCUCGAAUGAAACUUCAUAUGGAGUGAUGGAGUUUGUUAACACAGCAAAACUCGAAGGACUACCAAAGAUUGUGAGCAUCCAGAAUGGUUACAGCUUGCUAGUUAGAUGUCGGUAUGAAGUUGACCUGGUAGAAGUAUGCCACCCAAAAAACUGCAAUGUUGGCUUGCUUGCUUAUUCCCCUCUUGGAGGCGGCUCGUUGUCUGGGAAAUACUUGGUUACUGACCAAGAAGCUACAAAAAAUGCAAGGCUGAAUCUUUUCCCAGGUUAUAUGGAACGUUACAAGGGAUCUCUAGCCAAGGAAGCAACGAUACAAUACGUAGAGGUGGCGAAGAAGCACGGUUUAACUCCGGUUGAGUUAGCACUUGGGUUUGUACGUGACCGGCCCUUUGUGACAAGCACGAUCAUUGGGGCCACAUCGGUAGAGCAACUUAAAGAAGACAUUGAUGCUUUUCUGAUGACGAAGCGGCCGUUUUCGCAGGAAGUUAUGGCAGACAUUGACGCCGUUUUCAAAAGGUUCAAAGACCCUUCUUUCGUUUGAAAGAAAAGUAGGUUUCUCAUGAGUUUGUGACCUCAACGUGAAAAGUCCAUCAGUUAAUAUAUAGCUUGAAUUUGU